This is a messenger RNA of Eruca vesicaria subsp. sativa (arugula), 900 nucleotides long. The record is from the annotation of a GenBank genome assembly. Lineage: Eukaryota; Viridiplantae; Streptophyta; Magnoliopsida; Brassicales; Brassicaceae.
AUGUGGAAUGAAAAGCCGAGUUUCACGUUUGAGAUUGACAACUUCUGGGAGAAGGAAGGUGGCAUACCUUCUCACGUAUUCGUGGCUGACGGAUGCGAAUGGUUUCUUAAUAUUUGGCCCAAGGGACAUCGUCUUAUUGGUGAUCACUUGGCUGCUUACCUGUACGUUGCAAAUCAACAAUCACUAGGCACAGGAUGGAAAAGGACAGCUAGUUACUACUUUACUUUGAAUCAAUCCGACAAAGAGCUCUGCAGAUCAUCUGUUAUGCCUCACAACGUGUUUGAGGCUAGGAGACCAGGUUCGGGUGUCCAAAUCCAAAAUACCUUGCAACUCCCCAAGAGAGAGACUCUCAAGAACGAAAGAGUCACCAUUCAAUUCUACAUUAAAGUUGUUGAAGCUUUUGAUGGACAAAACCUACAUGUAUCAGAGUUUGUGGAUUUCAACGGUUUUCAAGUUCCUGCUUCUCAAGUAAUAGUUCAAAAAUUCUCCUUGGUCUCAUCGGAUAACCUCUCAGAGACUGAAAUAAUCAGCGCUCACAGCGAGUUGAGUGAGUUGAUGGACGUAGGUUUCAAGCUUGAGUGGUUGAAGACAAAGCUUGAAAAGAUUUCAUUGAAGAAGAGAUCAGAUGAUGAUGCUGAUGAUGUGACUCGGGUCCAACAACUUGAGGAACGUGUCAAGAUUCUUGAGCUUAUGGAUUUGGGAACCAUGAAGACAAAGCUUGAAGAGGUUUCCUUGGAGAGUAAGAAAGCAGAUUCUGAUAGAUCUCGGGUCCAACAACUCGAGGAAAGCUUCAAGAAUCUUGAGCUAGUUGUGUCGGAUCUAAGAGCUGAACUGCUCAAGAAUAAGGCCAACUCUUUUGAUGCUGAAUUUUUGUUGGUCGAUGAGGUUUGCUUGAUGUAG